GCGUGGUUUAGCGACAAAAACAACAUAAACAAUGAAUGAAGUUAUUGUGUUAGGCUUUUUAGCGACGGCAGCGAUUUGGUUUUCCUUCUUUCCAAUAUCUACGGUAUGGAACGCUAGCCGAAAGACAGAUUCCCCUAAGUGUAAUGGAGAGGAAUGCAAAGAAGGAGAGAGUCCUGUCAGGCCAAGAGGCUUUAUGCGUAAAUCAGCAAUCAACGCGGCACACGUGUGUCAGGCAAAAAGAGAGCCAAAUGUUCGCUUCUAUUUUGGUUGUGAUUUCGGCUGCUGUGGUGAGCCAGAGGACCAGUACUGCUGUCUCAGGUUGGCUGCUGUUGCUGUUGCUGUGGUGAUGGUGUGGUACUGUCCGAGCCUGCGUGAAGAUCCCUAUGUUCAGAAAUUAAGUUUAGUAUUCUUACUUAAACUACUUCUCGUCAGUCUCGCUAUUGGUUUCAUUGUAAACACAACAAGACUUAUUCAAGGAAGACUUCAAGCCCCACCCCCACCAGCCAAACUGCUGCGUUUUGCUGCCGUGUUUGAUGGUGAGUACACCAACGAUGACCAGGUCAAGGCCGAUGAGAGGAACCACUUCCGGGAACACACCCUAAUGAAGGUCAACUAUCGCCCUGUUACAGUUCCUGCCCUGUUCCCGAAAUUCUCGUUCUACGUCCGAGAAGAACACGGCGAUGUAGUGAAGCGCCAGCACAUAGUCACAGCUGAGCUGGACCCAGACACCAGGUUCAUCGUCUUAACCCCUUACAACCUGACAGACCCAAGUCGAACAUUGUCUAAAAACUUUGACCCGGAGAUUUUUGCGAAGCUGCAAACGUCCGACCUUGAACUCCGAGACGGCUGCCAGGCCUUGAUUCAAGAGCUGGAGGAGAACGUGUUCCAGGGGUCAUGGCCGGACUGCUCCCAGGAUGUGCAUGGGUUGAAACCUGCCUAUACGAUAAGAUUAACGUGUGAAGGCUUUGAAUUUGUCGUGGCGUGGAAGUCGGUUGAAAAACCACACGAACAGCCCUACACCAUGACAAAGAUAAAAAGCUAUGGCUUGCCGGCCUACAUGACACAGGGAGCGGUAGGUUACAAGAAUCCUUGCCACAAACUCAGAGUUUAAAAACCAGUGCCGGGAUGUGUGAUUUAGC
Messenger RNA from Physella acuta, 1139 nucleotides. RefSeq lists its product as uncharacterized. The record is from RefSeq and is a predicted model, not a curated record. Gene Ontology annotation, biological process: protein-phycocyanobilin linkage. NCBI's taxonomy places the organism in Eukaryota, Metazoa, Mollusca, Gastropoda, Physidae. Gene Ontology annotation, molecular function: lyase activity.